AUGGAAACUGAUCUUAAUUCCCAGGACAGAAAGGACCUGGACAAGUUCAUUAAGUUUUUUGCCCUCAAGACUGUCCAAGUGAUUGUCCAGGCUCGACUGGGAGAGAAGAUUUGUACUCGUUCAUCUUCUUCCCCAACGGGUUCAGACUGGUUCAAUUUAGCGAUCAAAGACAUCCCAGAGGUUACACAUGAGGCAAAGAAGGCCCUGGCAGGGCAGCUGCCUGCUGUUGGGAGGUCCAUGUGUGUGGAGAUCUCACUCAAGACUUCCGAGGGAGAUUCCAUGGAGCUAGAAAUCUGGUGUCUGGAAAUGAAUGAAAAGUGUGAUAAAGAAAUCAAAGUUUCCUAUGCCGUGUACAACAGAUUGUCAUUGCUGCUGAAGUCUCUGCUUGCUAUAACUAGGGUGACUCCAGCAUACAGACUCUCCAGAAAGCAAGGGCAUGAAUAUGUCAUCUUAUACAGGAUAUAUUUUGGGGACGUCCAGCUGAAUGGCUUAGGGGAAGGUUUCCAGACAGUUCGUGUUGGGACAGUGGGUACCCCUGUGGGCACCAUCACUCUUUCCUGUGCUUACAGAAUUAACUUGGCAUUCAUGUCCACCAGGCACUUUGAGAGGACCCCACCUAUCAUGGGCAUUAUUAUUGAUCACUUUGUGGACCGUCCCUAUCCCAGCUCCUCGCCCAUGCACCCCUGCAAUUACAGAACUGCCGGUGAGGACACUGGAGUAGCGUAUCCUUCUGUGGAAGAUUCUCAAGAAGUGUGCACCACCUCCUUUUCCACCUCGCCUCCCUCCCAGUGUGUGUUUACUGUCACAAAGGCAGUUUUUCAGACCCCUACUCCUGUGGUGACGGACACUCUGAGGGUCCCCACGGCAGGACUGGCCUUUUCCCAUCAACUCUCCAGCUCUCGCCUUUCCUAUCAGCCUGCUGCCCUGGGCGUUGGAUCUGCUGACCUGGCUUAUCCAGUAGUGUUUGCUGCUGGCUUAAAUGCCACACACCCUCACCAGCUAAUGGUCCCCGGGAAGGAAGGUGGGGUACCCCUUGGUCCCAACCAGCCUGCCCACGGUGCCCAGGCUGACCAGGAGAGACUGGCAACCUACACCCCUUCUGAUGGGGCCCACUGCGCCGCCACACCAUCCAGCAGCGAGGACACUGAAACUGUGUCAAACAGCAGCGAGGGACGGGCCUCCCCCCACGACGUCUUGGAGACCAUCUUUGUCCGGAAAGUGGGGGCUUUUGUCAACAAGCCCAUCAACCAGGUGACUCUGACCAGUUUGGACAUACCCUUUGCCAUGUUUGCUCCCAAGAACCUGGAGCUGGAGGAUGCGGAUCCCAUGGUGAAUCCGCCAGAUUCCCCAGAGACUACGUCUCCUCUCCAGGGCAGCCUGCACUCUGACGGCUCCAGCGGGGGCAGCAGCGGCCAUACCCAGGACGACUUCGUCAUGAUCGACUUCAAACCAGCUUUUUCUAAAGACGACAUUCUUCCGAUGGACUUGGGGACCUUCUAUCGUGAAUUUCAGAACCCCCCUCAGCUGAGCAGCCUCUCCAUCGAUAUCGGGGCCCAGUCCAUGGCCGAGGACUUGGACUCACUACCAGAGAAGCUGGCUGCGCACGAGAAGAAUGUCCGAGAAUUUGAUGCCUUUGUAGAAACCCUGCAGUAA
This is a messenger RNA of Rangifer tarandus platyrhynchus (Svalbard reindeer), 1653 nucleotides long. NCBI's taxonomy places the organism in Eukaryota, Metazoa, Chordata, Mammalia, Artiodactyla, Cervidae. The record is from the annotation of a GenBank genome assembly.